AUAUUGAUGAAUUAUGAUAUGUCAUACCAUUUCGUUCUACUUCUAUUCUAUUAACCGUUUUUCUAGAAAUAGAAACAGAAAACAGGCAUAAUAGAUCACAGAAUAGAAGUUUAAAGCUUUGAUGCCAUCGACUUCUUGCUGUUGCAAGUAAACAAGCUUUCAUUUAUUCAAAUAAUAAACGUCAAAUAUUGUUUCCUGUGUACAAAAGUUCACAGACAAAUUUCCAAGUUUUAAUUAGUUAUCAAUUCAAUGACAAGUGAUAUUAAGGAGCUUUGAACAAUAUUACUUUCUACUAUUAGUGGAAGGCCUGUGCCGUGGUUUCAAGUGCGGAAUUCUUAAACAAUCCGAUUAUUUAAAUCUUGUGCAAUGUGAAACUCUUGAAGCAUAUGUGACAAUGAAGAGAUUGUUCAAAUGGCAGAUAUUAAAACCAAUGUAGAACGAGAAAAUUUGCAAAAUCAAAAACAUGUACACGAAAGUCAGCAGGUGUAUGCUCCUAAUCCUAGAAAGCAAAGCCACGGAAAACUGAAUAGCAAUGCAGGGGAAGAAUCAGAAAUGUACGAUAUCAGCCCAUACGCUACAUUUAGCGUAUCAGGACCAGAAAGCAGAUCAGUUACUGCAAGUACUUUAGAUUACACUGUCCAGUUUAAAACAUUUGGUAUGAUCGAAGUUGAAGAUGGUCCAGAUAGAGUAAUGAAUUCACAAUGUGGAACACCUGGAAAAUGUGGAAGGCAUCAGAUGUAUCCAGAUGAUGAUUCUACAUUAAGCAAGUCCAUGAUGUUAGCCCUGGGUGCAACUACACCUCAUAGAAGUAGAAAUUCUCAAAGUCAAUCUGGACAAACGAGGUUUUGUAAAGGACAUGGAUCAAAUAGUGGAAAAUAUAAAGAAUCAGAAUCAGACACAAGUGGAAGCCCUAGUAGGGAACCAUAUAGAGUGCCAGUGAAACCUCCACGAGUAUUCAGACAAGGGUCAAAUACAGAAUCAAAUAAUGAGACCUCUCCUGUUUUAGCACGAAGGACUCCAAGGCAUUCAAAAUCUUCAUCGACAAUCACAGAUAAUCCAAGUUUUUCUAGAUUUUAUGAACGCAAAAAACAUCAAGACCUCUGCACAAUUUAUGUAUAGAAUUAAUGGAAUGCAA
Messenger RNA from Ctenocephalides felis (cat flea), 1135 nucleotides. RefSeq lists its product as uncharacterized. The transcript is spliced from 7 exons. The record is from RefSeq and is a predicted model, not a curated record. Bases 412 to 1119 code for a protein of 235 amino acids. NCBI's taxonomy places the organism in Eukaryota, Metazoa, Arthropoda, Insecta, Siphonaptera, Pulicidae.